Molecule: messenger RNA, 2202 nt
Organism: Fundulus heteroclitus (mummichog)
Lineage: Eukaryota; Metazoa; Chordata; Actinopteri; Cyprinodontiformes; Fundulidae
Gene: trmt2a
Product: tRNA methyltransferase 2 homolog A
Biological process (GO): RNA processing
Molecular function (GO): RNA methyltransferase activity; RNA binding
Source: RefSeq, a predicted model, not a curated record
UGACUGCGCGCGAGUCCGAAAAGGGGACGCUGUCCCUUUAAGAAGCACACGAGUUGACGCUGCACGUGCUGGGCGGGACCAACAUGGCGACGCCCGUUGCAGCUUAGCUGGAAGGGAAAUCAACGUUAUCAGGCGACAGAAGUAUCGUGAUGGCGGAUCUUAGUGGUGAUGGUGCUGCGGCGCCAGACCUUACAGCCUCAGAGCAGGAAAAACCUGACGAUCUCACUCAAGACCCCAAAACAGACGCCCCCACGCCCGACCCUCCGGCUGAAGGCAGCGAGGCCACCUCUGACCCCAACAUGUACCGCUACAUCAAAGACGACCUCUUCACCUCAGAGAUCUACAAAGUGGAGAUCAGGAAUCUGCCCAAGUUCGUGGGCUUCAACGACCUGAAGAAGUUCCUGGCCAAGCACGGCCUGAACCCGCACAAGAUCAAGCUUUUUGGCAAGCAGACGUUUGCCUUUGUCACCUUCAAGAACGAGGAGGAGCGUGACAAGGCGAUGAAGAUGGUACACGGCAUGCAGUGGAAGGGCCAGGUCCUGAGCGUCAGGCUGGCCAAACCCAAAGCGGACCCCAUACUGAAGAAGAGGAAGCAAGAGGACGGCAAGGGGGCCGCCGGCGUCCAAGAGAAUGCAGGCAGCGAGGAGGAGGAAGAGGAAGAGGAGCCGCUCAGCGUACAGAUCGCCAACGCCGUGACGCCUCUGUGGAACGUGCCGUACGAGGAGCAGCUGAAGAUGAAGGAGCAGGAGGUGGUGGAAGUCCUGCAGAGACUGGCCAAGGAGAUAGGCAGCACCAACAAGGCCAUGUUGCCGUGGAUCUUUGCUCAGAAGGGAAAGUUCAACAAAAUGUGCUGUCCUCUCGAAGCUAUUCGGCCCUCUCCGACGCAGACGGGCUACCGAAACAAGUGCGAGUUCCUCAUCUCGGUGGGCGCCGACGGCGAGGACAAGACCAUCGGCUUCCGCUUGGGGAAGUACAAAGGAGGCUCCUGCGCGGUGGUGGGACCGGCGGAGACGUGCCACGUGUCCGCCGAGGCCAAGAGGGUGGUCCAGGAAUUUCAGAAGUUUAUCAGGACAACGCCGUAUUCCGUCUACAGCCCUGAGACGUACGAGGGCCACUGGAAGCAGCUGACUGUCCGCACCACGAGGACCAAACAAGCCAUGGCCAUGGUCUUCUUCAACCCACAGAAACUCGAGGAAGAGGAGCUCAACACACUGAAGAGCUCCAUGAGGACCUAUUUUGUUGAAGGAGACGGGAAAGAGAGCGGCGUCACCUCGCUGUAUUUUGUUCGCGAGGGUCAGAGAACAUCUCCCAACCUAGAGGACCUGCCCUGUGAGCUUGUGGCUGGAGAGAGCUGCAUUAGAGAGGAGCUGCUCGGCCUGAAGUUCAGGAUCUCCCCCCACUCCUUCUUUCAGGUGAACACAGGAGCUGCAGAGGUGCUGUACUCGGCUGUGGGGGAGUGGGCUCAGCUCGAUCAAGGCAGCACAGUGCUGGAUGUUUGCUGUGGGACGGGGACCAUCGGCAUCUCGCUGGCCAAAAGAGUGAAAAAGGUGAUUGGGAUCGAGCUCUGCCAGGAAGCGGUGGAGGACGCCAAAAUGAACGCCAAGCUUAACGAUCUGAGUAACGUUGAGUUUCACUGCGGAAAAGCCGAGGACGUGUUCCCCAACAUCCUGAACGCUCUGGUGUCCCCCAACGUCACAGCGAUUGUGGACCCACCCAGGGCGGGGCUGCACUCCAAGGUCAUCCUCGCCAUCAGGAGAGCGGAACACCUGAAGAGGCUGGUUUACGUGGCAUGCAACGCCAAGGCAGCCAUGACCAACUUUAUCGACUUGUGCAGAGCUCCCUCCAACAGAGUUCACGGAGCGCCGUUUCGUCCGGUGCGAGCUAUGGCCGUGGACCUGUUUCCACAGACGAGGCACGUGGAGAUACUGCUGCUGUUUGAGAGAGUGGACUACAACUCCCAGCAGCAGACUUAGCAUGGACCACAAACCGAUUCUCUGUUCAGCUUUCCGUUGUCUUUUAUUGUGAUUGUACUCACACUUUAUCUUCAUGUUGACUUUUUUCCCCCCCACUCUUUGGGAAGCUUGUAUCUAAAAGCUCAUUUAAGGAAAGUUCUUUAAAUGUUUUGGUUUAACAACAAUUUUAGUCAAGAACUCACACAAACUGCAUGAAGACCACAAAAUAAAGAACUAAGUUCUCUCCUUG